AUGGAUGAAGCACAUUCAUUAAGUACUCCGAUGGUUGUCCGAUCACUUGAUGUGAAUAAGGAUCUGUUCCGACCUCAAGAAAAGAAUGAAGACAUUCUUGGUCCUAAAGUACCAUAUCUUAGUGUGAUUGGUGCAUUAAUGCAUCUUGCUAAUACUACAAUGCCUGACAUUGCAUUUUCAGUUAAUCUGUUAGCAAGAUAUAGCUCUGCUCCAAUCAGGAGACACUCGAAUGGAAUCAAACAGAUAUUGCGGUAUCUAAAAGGGACUACUGAUAUGAGAUUGUUUUAUUCCAACAAUUGCAGCCUCGAUCUUGUUGGUCAUGUCGAUAUAGGGUAUUUAUCUGACCCACACAAAGCUCGAUCUCAAACAGGCUAUCUGUUUUCAUGUGGGGGUACUGCCAUAGCUUGGUGA
This is a messenger RNA of Lycium ferocissimum, 411 nucleotides long. Its product is annotated as secreted RxLR effector protein 161-like. The coding region runs from base 1 to 411 and encodes 136 amino acids. NCBI's taxonomy places the organism in Eukaryota, Viridiplantae, Streptophyta, Magnoliopsida, Solanales, Solanaceae. The record is from RefSeq and is a predicted model, not a curated record. The transcript has a single exon.